Messenger RNA from Choloepus didactylus (southern two-toed sloth), 2714 nucleotides. It is a transcript of the gene PGP, whose product is annotated as phosphoglycolate phosphatase. The record is from RefSeq and is a predicted model, not a curated record. Gene Ontology annotation, molecular function: sn-glycerol 3-phosphatase activity. The transcript is spliced from 2 exons. NCBI's taxonomy places the organism in Eukaryota, Metazoa, Chordata, Mammalia, Pilosa, Megalonychidae. The coding region runs from base 36 to 1001 and encodes 321 amino acids. Gene Ontology annotation, cellular component: cytoplasm.
AGCGGCGGCGGCCGGUGGUGGCAGCGCCGGCGGCCAUGGCGGCGACGGAGGCUGGCGGCGACGAUGCCCGCUGCGUGCGGCUGAGCGCCGAGCGGGCCCGGGCGCUGCUGGCCGACGUGGACACGCUGCUGUUCGACUGCGACGGCGUCCUGUGGCGCGGCGAGACGGCGGUGCCCGGGGCGCCCGAGGUGCUGCGAGCGCUGCGGGCCCGCGGCAAGCGCCUGGCCUUCAUCACCAACAACAGCAGCAAGACCCGCGCGGCCUACGCCGAGAAGCUGCGGCGCCUGGGCUUCGGCGGCCCCGCGGGGCCCGACGCCGGCCGCGAGGUCUUCGGCACGGCCUACUGCACGGCGCUCUACCUGCGCCAGCGGCUGGCGGGCGCGCCGGGCGCCAAGGCCUACGUGCUGGGCAGCCCAGCCCUGGCGGCCGAGCUGGAGGCCGUGGGCGUCGCCUGCCUGGGCGUGGGGCCCGAGCCGCUGCGGGGUGACGGCCCCGGCGACUGGCUGGCCGCGCCGCUGGAGCCCGGCGUGCGCGCCGUGGUGGUGGGCUUCGACCCGCACUUCAGCUACAUGAAGCUGCUCCAGGCCCUGCGCUACCUGCAGCAGCCCGGCUGCCUGCUCGUGGGCACCAACAUGGACAACCGGCUCCCGCUCGAGCACGGCCGCUUCAUCGCGGGUACCGGCUGCCUGGUGCGCGCCGUGGAGAUGGCCGCGCAGCGCCAGGCCGAUGUCAUCGGGAAGCCCAGCCGCUUCAUCUUCGACUGCGUGUCCCAGGAGUACGGCGUCAACCCGGAGCGCACGGUCAUGGUGGGAGACCGGCUGGACACGGACAUCCUCCUGGGCGUCACCUGUGGCCUGAAGACCGUGCUGACCCUCACUGGAGUCUCCACGCUGGAGGACGUCAAGAGCAAUCAGGAAAGUGACUGCUUGUCCAAGAAGAAAAUGGUCCCUGAUUUCUAUGUGGACAGCAUCGCUGACCUUCUGCCCGCCCUUCAAGGUUAAAGAUUUAGUGUCUUUAAUCUCCAGAAUAAAAAAAAAUGGAAAGUUAGUUACCCCAUCCGUUGGUGGGGCUCAAGUCCCCACUCAGCGAGACGCUCCAGAGGACGUACUGUGAGCCAAGCAGAGGCUUUAGUUUCUACCUUGUGAGUAAACAUGGGGGGUGAUCUUGUUUACAGAUGCUUGUGUUGUAAGAUGCACUUUUAAGGAUGCCACCCUGGGGCUCCCAGGUCUGGGGUGCUGUUGGCAAGGGUGGGUGUGUACCUGGCCAGGAUUUAGGCAGCUUCAGGACCUGCAGACAGGACUGAGGUGUGCCUCGGGCUGUGUGUUCCGGGAUUUUGUUGAAGAACCCGUUCAGGGACGAAGCCCCCCCUUGCAAGGGGCAGGGGUUGGUGCUCGUUAUCACAACUGUUGGGAGAAAUUGUAUGGAGGCGAUCAGGGCUGGCAUCCGUGUGUCCUCUGGCAGAAGGGUCUGCUGCUGCCUCUAGACCCCUUUUGUGGAGGACAGGAAUGGAGAAGGGGACAUUACCAGGGGUGUCUGGCUCUCCUUCAGGUAUGGGGCACUGCCCUAUACCCCCCCCCCCACGUACACACCCACUUCUUGCAAACCACUGCGAUGUCACAAUUGUCUCUUCCGUUUCAGAUCCCCAGGGCUGCCGGGCCACACGCAUGGUUGUGCAAUUCUAUAAAUCAGCCCGGUUAGGCUUCGGGUGCCCUAAUGUGCUUUUAAAUCCAGGUGACUUUUCCUGAGCAUGUCGUGUUGGUGGCCAAGCAGCCGGGAGGGUGUGGCUGCAGUCCCUGAACUCUGCACUGCUGUUCAGCGCUGGUACCAAAAAUGAUCCCUGUGAACUUUGGAAGGACUUUGUCAAGUGCUGAAACAGAAUCUUGAGUGUGUUGAUUAAUAGCUGUGCUCUGUUUCGUAGGGAAAUUCCCACCAAGGAAGCCUACGAGCCCUGCAGCCAGCGGCACGGCCUCGGGCGUGUCCUGUCACCCGGGCACCCUCUGGGUGGGUGAGGGGGAGUUUCUCCAGGAAAGGAAGGCCUUUUAAAAAGCCUUCGGCUCUUCCGUCUUCCUGUCUCCUUGGUUGGGGCUGGGGCCAGUGGCCCAGGAGGCCCACCUCCCUUACCCCUGGAUCCCGCGGUCUGGCCGGUGGAAGGAGUAGCCACUUCCUGGCGGGGGCCGUGGCGUUCUCUGCCUGUUCCUGGGUCUGCUGCCCUCGAGGACGGGCCUUUCAAGAGACGCUCCACCGGCACGUGUGGGCAGAGCCUGGGAAGCUGUUCCUCUCAGCCGACUGCUUCCCGGUUUUUGCCCUGCACCCAGUGGCAACUGCCCACGGCCGUAGCUGCUGUCCUGGCGCUCGGGUCACGCUCAUCCACUGAGAGUUUUCAGAGCAAUAAAGAGUAUCCCAAGGCUCCAGCUCCUCCCAGAUCUGGGGUCUGGGCUUUGCAUCGGGCUGGUCUGCAGCCGCUUUGCUCCAGGCGGAACCAUCAGGGAGGCCAGUGCCUGUGAGGUUGGUGGAGCUGACCCUGGCUCUGCGAUGUCGGCUCAAGGUGGGUCUGAUGUUGAGCAGACCUGUCAGGGCGUCGUCACCCACACCAGGAGCACGCAGCGGGGCGGCCUCCGUGACCUCCCUCUCCUGCCCGGCAGCGCCCAGGAGCCCAUGCAUCACGGGCUCCACACUGUGUACUGAACGUGUAGUAAAUUCUGCAACCUGCUCGA